Molecule: messenger RNA, 1575 nt
Organism: Cladocopium goreaui
Lineage: Eukaryota; Dinophyceae; Suessiales; Symbiodiniaceae
Source: the annotation of a GenBank genome assembly
AUGGAGAUGAAACGUCUGGGUCAUCCUUCCUUCAUCAACUUGGACAAUGCAAAGGUGCAGGAGAAAGCGGCCGAACUACCGGAAGACGGGGUGCCGCCCGAGGUGCUGCGCAUCAUUGAGGAGGAGAUGGGCAAUGACGAUGCGCCUAUGGACAGCAAGCUCCAGCCCCAGAAGGCGGCCACACCAUGCGACGCCCCAGAGCUCGACAUCGCAGCAGCCGGCAAGACCUUUGCGGCCCAGCGGCCCCGCACCGUCGUAGCUGAAGGACAAGACCAACGGGACGCGCAAGAAGCGGAGAAGCUGGCGUUGGAGAACUUGGUGGCCGACCUCAAGGACGACGGCAUCCGCGCAGGGCUCGAGACCUACGAGGUGCGGGCCGGGAACCAACUGAUGGAUAUGUUCCGGCCAGGCUACUGGGCAAUAGCCUACUGCUUCCUCUUCAAGCAUGCCACAGCUGGUCCGGACGUGGUCCACACCAUCAAGACCGAGCAGGCGGAGAUGGAGCCGUCGAGGCGGAAGAAGGGCAACGAGCGUGCGCCAGAGGUCGGCAUUCAGGCAUGGGCGGCGAGCAUGCAGCGCCAAGCAGCGGCGCAGUUCCGCAGGGACUGGAACUUCAGCCCGACGUUAUGGAACUACCUGUUCCGCACCCGCAUCAACCUGGAGCCCAACGCCUACAUGUUCAUGAAGCUGGACGAGGAUGGCGGCGGCCGCCGUAUGAUAACCAUCCCAGAAAUUCAGGCGGCCACGCAGGAAGUCUACAGACAGCUGUACCUCGGCAUGUACCUGGACACCAACAACGAGCUAAAGCCCGUCAACGGCGACUUGAACAAGGUGUCCUAUGUGCCUGGCUUGUCCGUCGGUGCCCACCACGUCCUCAACAACCUGCAGGCCCGAACGCGCAAAGUACCCGGCACCCACGCGGUACGAAGCACCAUGCGGCACCAGACGCACGCCAAUCGCAUCUGCUACGGAACGCCGCUGUUCAUCACUUUCUCCCCGUCUGAGAAGGAUUCAGCCCUUGCCAUUCGCAUGGGGGGGGUCCGGCAAAGCGCCCCCGCCAUUGCCGGCGACGACAACAAGAACAUGUAUUCUAGGGGGAAGCCAGAACUGGACGUGGAAUUCUGCCGCCUGUCGCCGGAGCGUUUGGCCGAGGACUUUGGGUUCCAAGGCGGAUCAUCUUUACUUUUCUUUGCCCCUCUGUUUUGUUCCGGUGAGCUACCGGACUACGAAACCAGGCGGGCGCUACUGGCGAGGGACCCGCUGGCCUGCGUCUACGCCUUCUAUGUGUUGGUCGGCUUAGCUUUCCGGCACAUCUUCGGCCUCAAGUUCUGCCCCAAGUGCCCGGACUGCGCCUGCUCGAACAAUCCCUGCAUGGAUGCGUUUGGCAGCAGCACUACCGCGAGGGGCGGCGUCUUUGGUCGGAUCGAUGCGGUGUAUGCCUCCCUGGAAUGUCAACGCUGCGGUGCAUAUCACCUACAUGGACAAUUCUUCCUGGAAUGCUUUCACCAGUUCAGAUCCUUGAAGGACUUGGUAGAGAUGGGCCAAGAGCCGCUCCUGGAGCUCCUGCGGAAGUAG